Molecule: messenger RNA, 1921 nt
Organism: Cornus florida
Lineage: Eukaryota; Viridiplantae; Streptophyta; Magnoliopsida; Cornales; Cornaceae
Product: RHOMBOID-like protein 13
Exons: 1
Coding region: 647-1462 (271 amino acids)
Cellular component (GO): membrane
Molecular function (GO): serine-type endopeptidase activity
Source: RefSeq, a predicted model, not a curated record
GUGUUUUAUUUUCGUUGGCAUAAUUGCAUUACCCAUACUUGAACUUAUUUUCCUUUUAGGAACAGAAGGAACAAGAAGAAAAGUCCAGCGCUCACUCAGAACUCGAAUCGACUCGGAGGUAAUAAGGUGCGAAACAAAUCCUUCACAACCCUAAUUCCUCUAUUUGUGUAACGUGUGAAGAAGAAGCCCUGGUUUUUUUUUGCAUUCUGGUAAGCAAAAACCCCUCAUCGUUUCGUCAAUUUUUCAUGAUUGGAUGCAGAGGUUGAUUUUAUAAUCAGGGUCUUUCUUUUCUGAACACAAAAGUAUUCAAUACUGGGAUAGGAAGUUAUUUGAUUGAUUUUCUCCAGAACCCAAUUCCCAGUUUGAUGUUUUGGGAUGGUGAAAUGUGUAAAUUUCAGAUUUUGUAGAGAGAUCUUAUAAUCAGUUUUUGUCUGGUUGAUGAGAGUAGAUCUAUAUAUGUUGAUCUAUUGUCUUGAAAAUGGGUUUUUGACUUUUUGGUUGUUGGGUUUCAAAACCCUUUAUUUGUUAGGGCUCAAUUUAUAAUGUUGGAAGUUGCAUAGAAAGUUUGAAUUUGUGUGAAUUGCAAUACUGAAGUAAAUAACUUGGCUUGAAGCAUUCUAAAGAGUGAGUGCGUGUAAGGCCUAAGAUGGGGAAGCCACUAUUCUAUGAGAUCUUGGAAAAACCUGCUACAAGUUGUAUUAUAGGAAUAUGUACUGCAAUUUGGUUCUAUAUUCAGAAGAAAAAUAUUGGGUAUUCACAUGUGGGUUUAAGUUAUGAAACUGCCAUUGAGGGCCACCAUUGGAGGAUAAUAACAUCAGCAUUUUCCCAUAUAAGCAUUCUUCAUCUUGUUUUCAAUAUGAGUGCACUUUGGAGCCUUGGCGUAGUUGAGCAAUUAGGGCACAUGGGUCUUGGCAUGGAAUUUUAUCUCCAUUACACACUUGUCUUGGUAGUCUUAUCAGGAUUGCUGGUAUUGGGGGCAUACCAUGUUUUGAUCCAAAAAUUUAAGCUAGAGUAUUUUCGGAGGGUGACUGCUGUUGGGUAUUCUUGUGUUGUUUUUGGCUGGAUGACAAUCCUUUCGGUGAAGCAACCAUCUUCAAAGUUGGAACUUUUUGGGUUUCUUUCGCUUCCCAUCAGUUUUGCACCAUUUGAAUCACUCAUUUUCACUUCAAUAAUUGUUCCACAAGCGAGUUUUCUUGGGCAUUUAUCUGGGAUCAUUGUUGGGUACUCUAUUGCAUGGGGUUUGAUCCAUGGGAUGAACAAUUUCUGGGCAGUUUCCAUGUUGGGAUGGAUUGUGCUUGUCUUUGUGUUCAGUUUGAAGCAGUCUGGUACAUUUGAUUUCAACUUUCUUGAGAUUGAACCCGUCACAGAUCCUUCCUUGCCUUCUGUACGUAUUCUUGGUUCAGGAAAUGGUAGAACCUUGCAGAUGACUUCACUGCCACUUCCUGGUGCUGAUCUUGUGUAGCUCUUGGCAGAGUCAACCAUUUCUUGUGAAAUCAAGCUUGAAUUGGGGUAGUCCGCUGUUUACCUUGAGCAUUUUUCUCCCAAACCAAGCCUUAGCAGGAUGUUCAUGGAUAGCCGAAGAUUUGCAGAUUUUCCAUGUUUAUACUGUGAAACCGUCAUAAACCUUUCAACUGCAGUUUUAUCAACUCAUUAGCUUGUUUAGUAAGUGUCAUUCUUUCAUUAUCAUGUGUAUGGAAGGUUAAUGGAUAUAGUUGUUCUUCAAUGCUUUGUUUAUUUUGUGCUAGAGUACAUUUUUAUGGUCAUUUGGUUCUUAUGGUCCUGCCAAGUUCAAUGACAAUUGUUAUGUACACCUAUGUUUCCUAAAAGAAAAGGGAAAAUUGAAUUGGUCUGUUUCAAAUAUGGCCCUUGAUCUAUCAAAUCAAGGAAUAAGAAAAAUGUGUUUUGUGUGCUGCUUUUUUCA